CCGUCUCCGACUCCGUCUCUGUCUCUCGGAAACCUCACCGCCCAAUCCUUCAAAGCACGGCCAUUGUCGCUGUAGCUUCUUCUCUCGCAUUCUCUCUCACUUUCUCUUCACUCCCGUCUUUUCUCCGAUUCAGAUGGACCGUCGCUGGCCCUGGAAGAAAAAAUCUUCGGAUAAGACGGUGCUUGAGAAGGCAGCUGCUGCCUUGGACUCUGCUGGUGCUGGUGCUGCUGCUCAGGGCAGUCAGAAUCAGGAUAAUUACAAGAAGCCAAACUAUGUGCAAAUUUCUGUGGAGUCAUAUUCACAUCUGACUAGCUUGGAGGACCAAGUGAAGACAUUUGAGGAAAAAGUUCAGACACUGGAAGAUGAGGUCAAAGAAUUGAAUGAAAAGCUGUCGGUGGCAAAUUCAGAGAUAACUACCAAGGAAAGCUUAGUAAAACAACAUGCUAAAGUAGCCGAAGAAGCUGUCUCAGGCUGGGAAAAGGCAGAAGCAGAAGCUUUGGCAUUGAAGAAUCAUCUAGAAUCUGUCACACUUUCAAAGCUCACGGCUGAGGAUCGGGCAUCACAUUUAGAUGGUGCUCUUAAAGAGUGCAUGCGACAGAUAAGAAACCUGAAGGAAGAACAUGAGCAGAAAAUACAGGAAGUUGCUCUCACUAAAACCAAGCAGUUAGAUAAAAUUAAGGGUGAGCUUGACGCAAAGAUAGUUAACUUAGAACAGGAACUUCUUAGGUCUGCUGCUGAAAAUGGGGCUCUUUCAAGGUCUUUACAGGAGCGCUCAAACAUGCUAAUCAAAAUUAGUGAAGAGAAGGCUCAGGCUGAAGCUGAUAUUGAGCUUUUGAAGGGAAACAUAGAAUCAUGUGAAAGGGAAAUCAAUUCACUUAAGUAUGAACUUCAUGUCGUUUCUAAGGAGCUGGAAAUUCGUAAUGAAGAAAAGAACAUGAGUAUGAGGUCUGCAGAAGCUGCUAACAGGCAGCAUGCAGAGGGUGUUAAAAAAAUUGCAAAGUUAGAGGCUGAGUGCCAAAGAUUACGAGGUCUGGUGCGGAAAAAGUUACCUGGUCCUGCUGCACUUGCACAAAUGAAGCUGGAAGUUGAAAAUCUUGGCCGAGACUUUGGAGAAACUCGAUCAAGGAGGUCUUCUGUUAAGCCUGCUAGUCCUCAUUUGUCCCCAUCACCUGAUUUCUCCCUAGAGAGUAUUCAGAAAUUUCAAAAGGAGAAUGAAUUUCUUACAGAUCGUUUAUUGGCAAUGGAAGAAGAAACAAAGAUGCUCAAAGAAGCUUUGGCAAAGCGUAACAGUGAAUUGCAGGCCUCAAGGAGCAUGUGCGCUAAAACUCUGAGCAAACUCCAAAGUUUGGAAGCACAAAUUCAGCCAAUUGACCAGCAUAAAGGAUCUCCAAAGUCCAUCAUUCAGAUAACCCAUGAAAGUGUUUGUGGUCAAAAUGCAAGCCAUGCACCAAGCUUAACCUCCAUGUCUGAAGAUGGAAAUGAUGAUGUUGGAAAAUGUGCUGAGUCUUGGUCUACAGCAUCGAUCUCGGAGUUAUCCCAGUCCCAAAAGGAAAAGAAUAUUGAGAAAUCAAGCAUAUCUGAGGCCACUAGUAAGUUGGAACUGAUGGAUGACUUUCUGGAGGUGGAGAAGUUGGCCUGCCUAUCAAAUGAUUCCAAUGGCUCUAUUUCAAUGUCCUCAAGCAAUACAACUGAAAUUGUGAUCAACCACGUAUCAGAAGUCAGUACUUGCAUAAAUGGUUCCUCUGAAAAGCAGAGUGAUUUGAAUCCGUUACCCAAUCUAGUGUCUUCUGGUGAAGUGUUGUCAGCCCCUGAUCUCCAAUCUGAUGUUAAUUACUUGUCACAGACAGAGCUUCGAUCAAGAAUUUGGGGGGUCUUUGAGUCCAUGUCUAGCGAUUCUGAUAUAGGAAAUAUCCUUGAAAACAUAAAACAUAUUUUGGAAGAUGCACGUGAUGCUUCCAACAACCAUUCUGUUGAAUGUAUACCCCAGGAUGUCCAUCCUUCUGAUGCUACACGUGAUAGGGAGGCUAACCCGGAAGAUGUUGGCUCACAUCUUGAAAAGAAAUCCAUUUCAUCGAAGCAAACAAUAGAACAUGUGCAGAUGACUGCAGACUUGGAAGCUGCCAUUUCUCAUAUUCACCACUUCGUGCUGUUCCUAGGCAGAGAAGCAAUGUCAGUUCAUGACAUUUCUGCUGAUGGAGGAGUAAAGCUAAAGAUCGAGGAAUUUUCUCACACCUUUAAUAAAGUCAUAUGCAAAGAAGCGACUUUGCAGCAGUUUGUUUUUGAUUUGUCAUAUGUAUUAGCUAAGGCAAGUGAAUUCAGAUUUAAUGUCCUCGGCUAUAAGGGUACAGAAGCUGAAACUAACAGUCCUGAUUGCAUUGACAAGAUUGCUUUGCCAGAAAAUAAGUUAGAUCAAAACAGUCUGUCAGGAGAACGAUAUCCAAAUGGCUGUUCCCAUAUUCUUAAUCCUUGUGCUGAUCCUCAGGUACCUGAUGAUGGAAAUUUGAUCUCUUCCUAUGAAGCCAAUGGUACUUCACGCCAAUUCUCAGUGGAUAAGUUUGAAGAAUUGAAAUUAGAGAAAGAGAAGACAGCAAUGGAUCUGGCAAGAUGCACCGAAACUCUUGAAUCGACGAAGUCUCAAUUACAAGAGACUGAGCAACUUUUGGCAGAAGUGAAAUCACAAUUGGCUUCUUCUCAAAGAUCUAACAGCUUGUCUGAGACACAGCUGAAAUGCAUGGCGGAGUCAUACAGGACCCUUGAAACACGUGCACAGGAGUUAGAAACUGAGCUGAAUCUUCUGCGAGUUAAGACAGAAACUCUGGAGAAUGAACUUCAAGAUGAAAAGAGGGGUCGUGAAGAUGCUGUGGCUAAGUGUAAGGACCUAGAAGAGCAAUUGCAAAGGUACGAGAGCUCAGCAGCUGAUGAUGACGUCAAGACUAAGAAGGAGAAAGAUUUGGCAGCUGCGGCGGAAAAGCUAGCCGAGUGUCAGGAAACAAUAUUUCUUCUUGGCAAGCAGCUAAAAUCUCUACGCCCUCAAACAGAGCAGGGCGGAUCUCCUUACAGCGAGAGAAGUUCAAAGGUUGAUGAAGGGCUUAUAGAGGAGGAGCCUACUAUUAGUAACCCAAAUUUGCAGGAGCUAGAUGAGAUGGACAGUGCCAGUUCGGCAUUUGUGCAAAGAUUGGGUCCAGAGUCCCCCUCGUAUUUCUCCAACGGCCUUUGUCCAUCUGACAAUGAAGCAAACCUUGCCACCAUAUCUCCAGCAAAGAAUCCAAGACACAGGCCUACUAAAUCAGCCUCCUCCUCCGUUUCUUCGGCACCAACGCCGGAGAAACUUGCACAUUCGCGAGGAUUUAGUAGAUUCUUUUCAUCAAAAGGGAAAAAUGGGCGCUAAGCCCGAACCAAGCUUGUUUGUAUUUGACGACACCUCAUCUUGAGGUGAUUUGCAAACAUCAGCGCUUUGCCCCCAUUCAUGAUUUUACAUAAUGAAUCUUGCGUGGUUAAGAGGAGAAUCCCAUGAAUGUCAGGUGAUUUUUGUAUCCAAUGGUUGUAUAUGAUAACUAUAUGUUUCUUCUAUAAACGUUAUUUCCCCCUCCCUCGGGUUCUGUGAUUUGACAACGAUGACAUGGUCUCUCAACUACGACAGAAUAUAUUGAAUAGACUAUAUUUUUCAUAUAUUUA
Neltuma alba is the source of this 3675-nucleotide messenger RNA. RefSeq names its product filament-like plant protein 4. The record is from RefSeq and is a predicted model, not a curated record. NCBI's taxonomy places the organism in Eukaryota, Viridiplantae, Streptophyta, Magnoliopsida, Fabales, Fabaceae. The transcript is spliced from 6 exons. Bases 134 to 3388 code for a protein of 1084 amino acids.